Molecule: messenger RNA, 2154 nt
Organism: Chara braunii
Lineage: Eukaryota; Viridiplantae; Streptophyta; Charophyceae; Charales; Characeae
Source: the annotation of a GenBank genome assembly
GUCGAGCCACUGAGGCGGGCCCUUCGGCAACCUAUGCAGUGCUCUAUUCUGGAGUACCUGGCAGCAUCGAAGCCGGCUCGUGAUGAAUUACAGAUGAUCACGCGGAAGACUCGCAUACCUCUAUCAGAGGACGAUCAGGGAGACCCUAAGGCGGAAGCUUCUACAGUAGCAGUAAUGGGGGUGACUGCCAGAGCUGAUCGCAUGGCAACAGUCCUUCUCGAUGGAAUGGAAGGUGUGCCUCCAGACAAAUUUUAUAUACUUGGUAGUAGGGCAGUGGAGACAAUUAUAAACGAUGGAGCGGUACUUGAUGCUGUGAUCGAUAACGGCAGUGGGGCAGUUAUCAUAGACGAGGACCUGGCAGUACAGGUUGGACUGGGCCUCGACAGGUCGUAUCUAUUCGAGAUAGAGACGGCUGAUGGUAGAAAGCAACAGAUCACCGGGGUUUGUCACAAGGCAGCCAUAGAGGUCCAAGGGGUACGAGUGACCCUGCCUGUCUUUGCAGUCAAGAACUGCAGCUCUGACCUGCUCUUGGGACGGACGUGGCUAAGCCACGUGCAUGCGGUGACGAUAGAGCGAUCUGACGGGAGCCAGACAUUGUCCAUUAAGAAGCCAGACGGGACGCGCGUAAUGAUUGAGACAGUGGAGCCUCGGAACCCGAGGAACAGAGCAGCUCUCGCUGUGGGAGCGAGACCCAGUGAUCAGGUUUGGUCGUUACCUAUCUCCAGCCCUGCGGUGCGAUUUCGAGAAAAGGAGUAUGGACCACUGCUUACAGAGGAAGAAGGCCGAGUUGUCGAAAUAGAAGAUUUAGGGAGUCAGUUAAUAGUAGGAGGAAACUCAUACCCGAAGGGAGAAGAUGAGGAAUUAGGCGCGGCGGUGGGCCGCAAGCGAUCUCCACUAGAAGGGAUAUCGGAAGAAGAGAUCGCGAAAGAAAUCAAAGAAAGGAAGAGAAAGGAGCCACAACGCCUAACGGAUGAUAGGAUAACAGGAAUGGACAUCGGAGAUGGAAAUUUAACCCCACAAGAGCGAGAACGGGUGAUAGAAAUCCUGAAAACAUGUGAUAAGGCUAUAGCUUUUAGUGACGCGGAGCGUGGUAGGGUUGACCCUCGAUACGCGAAGCCAGCAAGGAUUUACACCGUACCACAUGUUCCCUGGAAUGACGCGGGAUGGAAGUAUGCUCAGAAGGAGAAGGAAGAAGUUAUUGCUUUCCUGAAAGAAAAGAUGGUUUCCCAUGUCGCGGAACCAUCUGAUAGCGCGUAUGCUAAUAGAUGGUUUUUCUUACGGAAGCCGAAUGGCAAGAUCCGAUGGAUCCAGGACCUUCAGAAGGUCAACGCGGUGACCAUACGAGAUGUAGGCUCGGUGCCACACGCCGAUUUGUUAGCAGAAGGCGCUGCAGGAGGUGACCGAGCACAGCCACCCGUCGGUGUUGCUGAUGACGACGAUGCUGACGUUGAUGAUGAUGAUGAUAACGGUGACGAUGAUGAUGACGGUGACGACAACGAUGAUGAUGAAGACGAUGUUCAUGAUGAUGUUGACGAUCGUGCUGCUGACGAUCGUGAUGAUGACGGUGACGAUGAUGAUGAUGAUGAUGAUGAUGAUGAUGAUGAUGAUGAUGAUGUGCGAUGAUGAUGAACAUGAUGAAGAUGAUGUGCGAUGAUGAUGAUGAUGAUGAUGAUGAUGAAGAUGAUGAUGAUGAUGUUCAUGAUGAAGAUGAUGAUGAUGAUGACGAUGAUGAUGACUAAGGUGGUGAUGGUGGUGACGACGAUGUCGUCGAUGAUGAUGGGGACAGGAGUUGGCAUGGCGUGUGAAUAGCGGUUGUGCGAGUUUCGCAGACUGUUUUCUACUUCCUUUGCGUCGAGUUGUUUCCUGUUGUCAAAGCGGUUGCCGAGUACGGGUGAGAGCUCGAUUUCAUAUAGCUGACAGCAAAGUGUAGUCGACAUGCACGUCUUUUCAUUAAACGGGCCACUCAUCGUCGAGUGUGCGGUGUCAUUAACGUCCAUCGUGUCUAUGUGCAUCAUUGAUGCUAAUUUGAUUUCGUGUGCUAUGGCGAACGUUCGUUUUAUAUCGCAGACGUGUUUUCUUAUGUUUCUUCUUUCUGAUUGCAAAGCUUCCAUGUAAAGUUGUGGGUGAUAAGGUGAAUGAAUUAUGCAUGAGAGA